This is a messenger RNA of Drosophila takahashii, 1239 nucleotides long. It is a transcript of the gene Fst, whose product is annotated as Frost. NCBI's taxonomy places the organism in Eukaryota, Metazoa, Arthropoda, Insecta, Diptera, Drosophilidae. The record is from RefSeq and is a predicted model, not a curated record.
UCGAAACAAUUGCGAAAUGAAGGUUCUUACACUCUUCCUGUUCACCGCCCUGGUUGCAGUGGCUGUUGGCCGGCCGAACGGCGGAUGGUGGGCCAGGAAAUUCGGCUGGGGAUCCUCCGAUGAUGGUCAAAAUGUGCAGGAGCAGAAGUGGAAUGGUCAGAAUCAGUGGAACGGAAAUGGACACGGAAGUGGAAAUGGACAGGGUCAGUGGAAUGGCGGACAAUGGAACGGCAAUAACCAUGGUCAUGGACAAGGCAAUGGUCACGGAAACAACCAUGGUCACGGUCACGGAGGUCAUGGUCAUGGCGGUCACCGUCCCCCACCACCACCACCACCGCCGACCACGGACCGACCCCCGACCGAAGACGAUAUUGUAUCCACAACCGAUGUGACUAGCCCCCCGGAGGAAACUACCUUGGUUCCCGAGGUUCCAGAGGAAUCCACCACUCAGGCACCAGAGACCACCUUGGCCCCUGAAAUCCCCGAAGAAUCCACCACCCAGGCACCGGAGGAAAUCACCACUGACUCCGAAGACGGAAGCGGUUCUACGGAAGAAACCACCCUGGCCCCUGAAGUACCGGAGGAAUCCACCACCCAGGCUCCAGAAGAAAUCACCACUGACUCCGAAGACGGCAGCGGUUCUGAAGAAACCACUCAGGCCCCUGACGAUCCCGAGGAUUCCACCACUCAGGCCCCCGAAGAUCCAGAAGAAUCCACCACCCAGGAACCAGAGGAAACCACCACCGAUUCCGAAGACGGAAGCGGUUCUUCUGAGGAAACCACUCUGGCUCCCGAAGAUCCCGAGGAUUCCACCACUCAGGAACCCGAAGAAAGCACCACUGACUCCGAAGACGGUAGCGGUUCUUCCGAAGUGACUACCCUGGCUCCUGAAGCUCCCGAAGACUCUACCUCCCUGGCGACCGAAGAGCCCGAAGACUCCACGACUGAUUCUUCAGUGGAGUAGGAAGUUAGUUUGCUAAUGCCAAACGUUGCUGGUGCAUUUUCUCAAAAAUCGUUUAAAAUUUGGCGUUAUUAAACAAAGGAUCUUAAAACGAAAUAAGGUGCAAAUAUUAAACUGUUAUAACUAAAUUAUUAACCGUGUUGGCCACACAACCACGUGAAACCAUUUAUAGGAUUAAGAUUGAAACCUCAUGAAGCAACAUCGUGUUAUGUAGUCACGCAUUCGUCAUUUAGCUUUAUAGUUUUCACAAUCUGAACAAUUAAACCACCCAAAAACAA